AUGUACAAGGGAGUUAUUACCAGACGACAAGUCUUAGAUGCGAGUGCCUCCGCGCAAGUGAAUGUCGGGCCAGGUCAAGCGAAUACCGGAGGGUCAGCUAAAUGGAAUGACGGCGGGUCGGUCGGCCUCGAUCCGAGUGUCUCAGUUUCAGCCGACAUCAACCUCUCCCUCCAAGGCUGGUCUUCACUGAGUGCAGAGUUCACACACUGCCGGACCACCUUUGAGCAAAACGCACAGGUCGAUGUAGCUAUCCAAGCAGCUACCUCUUUGGUCUCUAUGAUACAAGACGUCAACAAUCGCUACGGGCAAUGCGCUUGUAGAAGACAGCUUGCCGGAGAUGAAACGAUCGCCGAGUUCAGGACGCUACUCACGCAGUUUUUUCUAGCAUUGGAGUUCACUUUGAAAGCUGGUCUAGAGCACUACCACGACGUAUGGUACAGUCAAUUCAAACGUGAGCCUCUCGAAAAACUUCUCCCUGGGGGCUUGGCCGAAAGAAACUGA
This is a messenger RNA of Puccinia triticina, 501 nucleotides long. RefSeq lists its product as uncharacterized. The coding region runs from base 1 to 501 and encodes 166 amino acids. Lineage: Eukaryota; Fungi; Basidiomycota; Pucciniomycetes; Pucciniales; Pucciniaceae. The transcript is spliced from 2 exons. The record is from RefSeq and is a predicted model, not a curated record.